AGUGUAGAAGAGGUUGCAGAAGCAGUGGUUGCAAUUGUUUCGGCUAAAAUGGCGGCAAUUGCGUUCUCCUGUGACCAUUGGAGUAAUUACAGAUAAUCAUCUUCGGCUGACAAUUGUUUUCGUUCGGUUAUUGUUCAUUGGUGGGUGCAAAAGGAUUAACGUGGAAAGGUGUAGAAUCGGAAAGGAUAUUUCAAAAAAAUUCAAGUAAUUUCAAAAACAGUGUAAAUCGGCAGCAACAACAGCGUUCCAAGACGACUCGUACCGGCAAAACAAGUACACCCAUACAUUUAUAUAUACAUACAGAUAUAUAUAUAUAUAUGUAUAAACGUUCGUUUCGCACAUGAAUUCGAUCAUAACCAAAAACCAUGGAAUUUCUGCAGUACAUUAGAUCUCUACUAACGGCUGGCGCCCCUAGUCGAAAACGCAGUGCAUCUGAUGUCCUAGAAUUUCCAAACAACAUAAAGCAUAAAAAAGUGCACAGGAAUCCAGAGGAUAAAUGGUUGUGCGAGCCCUCAUUGACUAGUGAUACUUGCAUAAACUUGAUGGAACCUACUGACUUGGGCCUAACAACCAGCUGGAAGAAGUUCUCUUCCACCUCUAACCUUAAAACAAUAGUCAUAAAUGAUGAUGUUGAUGAGAUAGAUGAUGAAGAUAUUGUGGCUAAUGAUGAGAGUAAUGAUAAAAUGAGUAAAUCAUUGAAAUUGACAUCUACUCCCAACGUUUCACUGUUCAAAGAAAAUGGCAUAGAUGACAUAAAAUUCAAGAAAUUCAGAGAUUCCAUAAAGAGGCCCAUUAAAAAACAAUCUAUCUAUAAUAACAAAUCAUUCAAAGCGAAGGAUUCUCCACUAAUUAACAACAUGAAGAAGCAGAUGCACUCAAAUACUCAAUCAUUCAGCAAGAAAAUAUUCCCUCUCGACUUUGGUUUCCGAUUGGAUGAGAAGAAGAAAUAUGAAGAGCUGCUGAAUAAGUCCCGUUCAUCUCUACUUGAUGUGAGCUCAAUAUAUGGCACGCCCGUAGGUAAAAUUUCUCCCAAGAUGAGGACCAGGGAAAUUCUGAAGUUGGCCACCAAGAGUCUCCUUCCUAUAGAAGAUCUAACCAAUGGGGAAUCAUCCAAGCCCAAACUGUCCACCAAGGAUACCAUAAUUAAAGUACUAGAUGAUCUUGAUUCUGAGGUGAUUGCUAUUGAAGACUGUGAUUCAGAUGUUGAGAUCGUACCCUCUCCACCUUCACCAAAGCCAGACAUCAAAGUUGAUAGGGUUAACAGCCUUAGGACUACAGUUCAUCCACAUGAACCGCAACAUUCUGACUGGAUUACAAACAUAAUAAAGAAACAUGCCGAGGAGAUCGCCAAGCGGCAGAAGGAGAUCGAGCUGAGGAAAAGCAGACUAGAUGAGAUCCAGAGAAUCAACAAUGAGUGCAGAGCCAAGCUGCUGGAGACGCAGGUGCAGAAAUGUCUUCAUAUCAAAGAGAUCGUGCUGCCUGUCGAGGAGCCGACGACGAAGCUGCCGCAGCUGACGGAGGAGCAGGAAGCGAAGGUCAGCGCCGCUCUUAAUCGAAGCAAGAACAUGGACGCGGUGCUCGCGAGCAAGUUUAGCCUCAACAUAUCACGUCGCGACAUGAUGACGUUGAGCGGACUUAAUUGGCUGAACGACGAGGUGAUCAACUUCUACAUGAACCUCAUCAUCCAACGGGGCAAAAUUGGCAAGUUCCCCAGCGCGUUCGCAUUCAAUACCUUCUUCUACCCGAAGCUACUUAAAGACGGCCACUCCUCCAUUCGCCGCUGGACGCGGAAGGUCGACGUCUUCUCGCACGACCUGAUCUGCGUUCCCAUCCACAUGAGCAUGCACUGGUGCAUGGCCGUCAUCGAUUUCCGGUCAAAGUUUAUCGGCUAUUAUGACAGCAUGGGUAAGCCCAACCACCAAUGCACGGAUGCUUUGCUUAGGUAUCUGCAGGAGGAGCAUCUCGACAAGAAGAAGUGCGAGUUCGACGCGUCCGGCUGGAAGCUGAGAUGCGUGCGAGAUAUUCCGCAGCAGAUGAACGGUAGCGAUUGCGGCAUGUUCUCCUGCACCUACGCCGAGUUUCUAAGUCGCAACGCACAGUUCACAUUUAGUCAGGAAGACAUGCAGUAUCUGCGGAGAAAAAUGGUCGUGGAGAUCAUGGAGGGGAAGCUAUUGAUCAAUUGAUGAAUCGCAUCGUCGUCAUGUCGUCAUCGUUGCGUUCAAUAUUCAUUGAUCAUUUAGUAUGCAUAUAGAGACGGCACGGCACGGCAACGGCACCUACUACAUUCUCUGUUCAUUUUUCCUCUCCGCAACUCUUAAAUCGCGUACAUAAUUAUAAUACUACUACUAAUAUUACUGCUUCUACUACUCGUACUGUUUAUUUAAAUUGUGUAUAUAUAUAUAUGUGUAUGCGAUAUGCGAUAGAAACGACGGUGUAUAGAUGUCAUUUUAUAAAUGAUUGGUUGUUUUACAAGUCUUUUCCUAAGUGUUAGGUCUUUUCUGUAAUAUACAUAUUAUUAUUAUAGUAUUAUUAUUAUUAUUAUUAUAGUUCUACAAUAUAUUUAAUUUAAUCGUAAUGAAGAGUAAGAACAUGAAGAAGAAUGAAGAGAAAGGGAGACAGAGAGAGAGAGAGAGAGAG
Molecule: messenger RNA, 2637 nt
Organism: Nicrophorus vespilloides
Lineage: Eukaryota; Metazoa; Arthropoda; Insecta; Coleoptera; Silphidae
Product: sentrin-specific protease-like
Exons: 4
Coding region: 366-2183 (605 amino acids)
Biological process (GO): protein desumoylation
Cellular component (GO): nucleus
Molecular function (GO): deSUMOylase activity
Source: RefSeq, a predicted model, not a curated record